Messenger RNA from Microdochium trichocladiopsis, 1110 nucleotides. RefSeq lists its product as uncharacterized. NCBI's taxonomy places the organism in Eukaryota, Fungi, Ascomycota, Sordariomycetes, Xylariales, Microdochiaceae. The coding region runs from base 66 to 986 and encodes 306 amino acids. The transcript has 2 exons. The record is from RefSeq and is a predicted model, not a curated record.
UCUUUCCUUUUCAUUUUUUCGGCGAAAAUAGGAGGGACGAUACCCACGGGGUGCACGACAGGGGGAUGGAGGACUGGGAGCAGUGUUCGACUGCGUCGACGGAGGUGAUAGUGAAUCCAUGGUUGGAGACACGCACGAGGCUUUCUAUCGAUGCGGUGCAUCGGGAGUACAUGGAGAGAGACUGGAGGGAUCCGCGCUGGAACGUGGAUGUGAUGUUGGAAAGGUCCCUGGGCCUGAGUUCAGGGAGCGGAGCGGUGUUACGGGAGGUGCUACUGGCGGAGCAUGCGUGCGUCGCUGGUGCGUCUUUCUUUCCUGCGAGCGGUGCGAAGGGGGAAGAGAUGGAGAUCUUGGUGCGCCGUGGUAGUCUCGAUGAGGAGACGACAGGCGAGUGCCCGGGGGCCAGGUAUUCUCGACCGACGAGAGAGGUGAGGGCAGAUGGACUGCCGUGGUGGAGGAUUGAACGCGCUGGGCGCGGUCGCGGAAGUGUUGUGUACCUCUUGGAGGUGACGUCGGAGUCGCUGACUUCCUACCAGAUGAGCCGGGCGAGGAGCACGGAUGAGUGUGUGUGCGUGUACGGAGACGGGGUGGAGUUCCCGUUUCCCUGGAUUACUGCGUACUCACGCGCUCGGGUGGAGCGGGGGAUGCUGGUGCCUCUGAUCCUGGGGGAUAGUGCGGCGUGCGAUUUCUUUCGUGUGCAGCGCAGGAAGCGCUUUGCGAUUGCUGAUGAUGGACGGUUGGUGGACACCACGAGUGUGGCUGUAGCCUUCUGCACCGCUGAGAAGCUGGUGGAGGAUGAUCUCUGGGCCUGGAUGUGCUCACCCACCUUGGAAGAUGGUAUCUUCUUAGACUCGCGGAACGAGGGGCAUUUUGUUGCCUUACCCGUCUUCGACUCGCUCCCUUCACCGUCUGAGUGUCUCAGGUCGGCAGGUGUCAAGCAGGAGAGUGGGGGCUCUCUUCUGGCUUUUCGUACUUCUUUACGUCCCUAGCGUGUGUACUGCCAUUGCUGGCUGACAGAUAGCUUGCUUCUUCGACGAGUAGCGAGAAUUCACCGCGGCGUGGUGCGACAGGGUCUUGGAAAUGUCGUGGUAGAUCAUGUAGGAGGAGUGCACU